AUGACCAAAAUUCUGGAUCAGCAAGUCUGCGAGUCCACUGUGGAAGUUGGAAGCCCGAACUUGACUGCUCAAAAUCUGAUAGACUUGCUUGGGUACAGCAUUCAAGCUCUUCAAGAUGGAGUCAAUGAAACUGUGGUGGUUGUUUGGGUGAACUCACACUUUGAAUCUGAAGUCAGACGUUUAGGGUUGUCAGGAGGGAUUCCAGAUCCUACACGAGAGAGAAUAUUUUGUGCAGACAAAAACAGGUUUGCUCUUGAUAACUUCCUAAGCAGUGUUAAUCCAGAGCAGUUCUGCAACUUUAACAUCACAGAAUAUGCAUGUGCUAAGGCUGAUCUACUGAAGCGGAGUUUAAAUAGUGAUAACUUGACGGAUAUUUUCGACUGCUUUGUUGGCAAGAUGGCUUUGAAUGCCACCGAUGCAACAGCAUUGAUAGUUUUUCUUCAGAAGUUUGAUGGGACCACUCUAAAUAAAGCACUCGAUAAAUUCAAUAGGAAGACCCGAAAUACAGAAGGAAUUCUCAUAGAGACGAAGAUCACUUUUAUAAAUGCUCUGUGGGAGAUUGUGAGGAUCAAUGAAAACUUGACCAAUCCAGUCUUCCUGGCAAAAUGGUUCCAGGAGAGGCUCAGACCAUUCAUUUCAGGCAUUUCCCAGUCAACAUUGAGCCCUGUACUGACGAGAAACCUGUCCUGUGAUGGUUACCAAGCAGUCGUAAAAGGACUGAUUAAAGGAUUCAGAGAAAUGUCACCAGAAAUGCGCAGGAUUGUGCUGAAAGAGUGGAUCGUUAAUUAUCUUAAUACCACAGCAUUUGCACUUGACUGUUAUGAGAACCGAAGCUUUGUUGUCUUCUUGAAGAGCUCAUUUCAAUAUGUCAGUCACUUUGUAACUCUGAUGGAUGUAUACACUCUGAUGCCACCUGAUGUUUUUUCAGAGGUGUUGAAAAUCAUUGAAGACAAUGCAUUGGUUGAAGUUCUAAACAGGCCUGGAUUCAUUGAUAAUUACAGCAUUCUGACAAGCAUCUUAAUCCGUAUUCAACCAGUCCAAAAGUUGGCUGCAGUUAUUCGGCAAUUCUUCAUGGAGAGCCACAAUAGAAAUAUUUCAGCCGCCAUCAUAGAGGGGAUACGGCUUGAGUUUUCCAGAAGUGUGUCUGGAGUUGGUGAUCCUAAGUUGAAUAAAUGGCUAAAUUCCACACUAAUUCCAUCUCUGCCAUUGAUCAGUAGCUUCCUUUUCUCUUCCAGAAAUAGAGAGCGAUUUCCCUGCUAUCCAUUCAAUAAAAUUGUUACAAUACUGAGUUUUUUUAAAGAGCAUCUGAAUUCCAGUGAUCAAGGAGCCAUAUAUGAAAACAUAUUAAAUUAUACCAAAGCAUUCCCACUUAAUUGUUAUGAAAACAACAGCCUUGCUCGUUAUUUGAAGACCUAUUUCCAAAAUUAUUCCAACUUUCUAUCUCUGAAGGAUGCAUAUUCAGUGGUAUCUCCUGAACAUUUAGCUGAGGUGUUACAGAAUACCAGUCCCAAAGAAUUGGCUGAUCUGCUGAGAAUGCCUAGAUUCAUCGACGACUAUAAGAUUUUGAUUAGGCUUUUAAUCAAUAUCCGAUCCAGGAAAAAUCUGAACUUGCUUCUAGUUGAAUUCAUCACCAAAACUCAAGAUGAAAAGCUUUUAGCUGCUGUCGUUGAGGGGUUACAGCUUGAGUUUCAGAAAAGCAUUUCUGGAGUCAGUGAUACAGAUGUAGAUGAAUGGCUUAAUGCCACGCUAAUUCCAGUCCUGCCGCUCGUCAGCACCACCCUCUUCAACUCUAAUAAUAGCCAAAGACUUCAAUGCUUUUUGCUUGAAAAAAUUGUUUCAGUACUGAGCUUGUUCAAACAGCUGCAAAAUCUCUACGAUCAGAAAGCCAUAUAUAAAAACCUACUGGCUUAUGCAAAAGUAUUUCCUUAUCAAUGCCAUGAAAAUAGCAGUUUUAUCCUCUACCUGAAGAACUAUUUCCAAAGCUACUUCCAUUUUCUAACUCUGAAGGACGCAGUUUCGCUGUUUCCUCCUGAUCGUGAAACUGAGGUGCUAAAUAAUAUUGAUGUAAAUGAAUUGGUCAAUCUGCUGAGUACACCUGGAUUUGUUAAAGAUGACUAUCUUUUAACAAAGUUGGUGCUAAAAGUCAAACCCAUCCAGAAUCUAACUCCGUUUUUAGAUGCUUUCGCCAAUGCAACCCAGAACGCAAAUCUUUUAAAUGCUGUGAUGGAGGGUGUGUGGCUUUCGUUUACUGAAAGCUUCCCUGACCUUACUGAUACAGAAGUGGAUGAGUGGCUUAAUGUCAGACUAUUCCCGUAUAUGCCAUUUCUCACCACACCUGUUUUGGUUUCCAACAGCACGCUACGAGUCCCAUGUCUUCGCUACAGAAAAAUUAUAAAUGCACUGAAUGUUCAGUUUCCAAAGUUAAACUCAGAAAAAUGGACAGAAAUCUACAAUGGAAUCAAAGCUUACUUGCUACAAGAACCCAAACCAAAGUGCUACAAUGCACGUGAUCCAGUCCUGAACUCCACUGCGUGGUUCUCUCAAUAUCUGGGACUGUAUCUGAGUCAAACUUCACUCUCUGACCUUCAAUCCUUCUCUGAUAAUGAAACAUUGCUUCAAGUCUUCGCAGCAAACGCAAAAAACCUGGAACUUGUAGAACAUUUGACGUUAUCAGAUGAAGUAUCAACAGCCUAUAUUAACUUACUGGUUAAGAACAAUCCAAAUUUUAAUGCUUCAAGUCUGCCAAACUCCCUUCUGUGCUUCAUUACCAAAACUAAUCUGCUUCAGAAAUUGACUGCACAGCAAACAUUGUCUUUAAUCGGAAGGAUAAACAAAGUCUGCGGACUUAACCUAACUUCCAACACGUCUACCGAUGGUACAGUACCUCCCAAAGAGCCAACAGAUGAGCAGUUGAAGUUGGCAGUUGUUCUAGUGGGCAAAAUCGACAACUUUUCAGUCAGCACUUUGAACACCUUGGGGCAAACUGCUGUUGGACUGUCAUUGUCACAGGUUGACAAUAUUGAUGGGAACACUCUGGAGCAAGCCCUGCCAAGUCUGGGCAACGUCAGAGGCUGGAACAUUGGCCAGACUAGUUCAAUAGUGAACAAGUUACUAACGAGUGGCUUCAAGGUCAAUAACUCAAGUCGUCUGCUGGGUCUGGGAAGCCUGGUGUCUGGAAUUCCCAGUGGUGUGUUCCGACGUAUAAAUCCUCAGAUAUUCAUCAGUGUUAUCUCAAAUGAGAGAUUUGUUGAGAAUAUCGGCAGAGCACCACAACCCAUACGGCAGAUCUGUGUUCUGCAGGUGCUGAGGAAUGUGGAGAAUCCAGUGACAACAGUGAAGGCAAUUCCAUCAGUUCUUGCCGCAGAGGUUCCACCUGUCCUGUUAAAUUCCAACCUAAGCCUCGGUGAUGUUAACAAUAAAGAGUGGACUCCCAGUCAGUCCGCUGUGUUCUUUGAAAGGCUGGUCAGAUACAACAACAAUUUUGAGAUAUUUUCAGUGGCUGUCCUGCGAGGUUUCAGUUGUGGAGCAACAAAAGCCCUGGAUUUUCAGACAUUUUUGAAGCUUGUUCAAGCAAUGAAGGUUAAAGGGAUUAUGCUUGAUGAAAGUCAGCUUGAGUGCAUUUCUGGCAGACUCGCUUCUGAAAGUAUGGAAGUGCCCUUGGACGCCUUGCCUGGGGAUGUUCUGCUGUUCAAUUAUCAAUACUUCAGGGCUUCAUACGAUUGCCGGGAUUUCUACAAACUAGUUGGGAAAUCAAAUGUCAACAUCUUAAGAAAAGUAUCAGCGAGAGAGCGAAAUAUUCUGAAUGAUGCCAGAAUGUGUUUGGGAAUUAUGAACAGGAACCUGACCAAGGAAGACUUGACAAUACUGGGUGGAUUGGUCUGUGACAUUGAUGGAUCUGUUAUCAGGGCAUCUGAUCUUUCGGUUCUGGAUGCCUUAAAGAAUUGUGUCUCCUUUAGAGAUGAUCAGAAAGAGGCGAUUGAAAUCCUCCUGAGAAGUGGAAAGAGCAGAUAUGGUUUACCUUCAUCAUGGUCGUCAUCUACAAUACAAGAGCUUGGAAAUCUUCCUUUGGCAUUGACCGCAACAUGGAGUCAAAUAAACAGGCCGACCCUUAAACAAGCUCUGCCAAGAUUUCUCAAGAAAAUAAAAAGAUUCAGAUCACCUGGAGAUGUGCUGAUAUUUAUUGCUCAGCUCAAACUACAAAGAAGCUCAAACAAUACUAGUGUCUGCACAGAGGGAGUAAUAGCACCAGAAGACAUUGAUGACUUCAUACCUGCAGUCUAUGAUGCUGCCCAGUUGGACAUUUGCUUGAGUGACCAUGUGCUGAGAGAUGGUGUUCUCCAAAUAGGAUCUCUUGCCUUUGACCCAACUCAGCUGAAAGUUCUGAAAAAGAAACUCCUGCAGAUUUAUCCCAAUGGUCUUCCAGAAAGCCAGAUUCAACUGCUGGGUAACAUCUCCACUGUAUUUAACGCAACAGAAGUCCACAGUUGGAAUAUCACUCGAGUGGAAACUAUUUCUGCAUUACUGGCACACAAGCUGGAAAACACAAUGGUUAAAGCCAUCAUUGGAAGAUACCUGCAGUUAGAUGGUAGUCUUAAUGUAGUUUCUUUGAAAGCUAUUGGUGGAAACAACUUGUGCACUUUGGAUGAAGAACAGCUGAUGAAGAUUUCAAACCUGACGGAUGCAGGCGCUCUGGAUUUCACUGCGUGUUCUCAGCCCCUUAAGAACAUUCUUUACAAUCAGGCCGUCCUUGAACUGAAUGCUCAGCAACAAAACCCAAUCGCAUACUAUCAGCUGAUAAAGGUGUAUCUGGGUGAGUAACAUGAGAGUUCCCUUUCACUCAGUCUGGUCGCCAACUCUGAUGUCAAUGUAUACUUGUUGGAAUCCUUGAACUGAUGUUCUGAAGGAACUCAGAAUGUUCCCGGGUCUGAAUGUCCUGGAGUGAGUAUGUUGUCACUGCAGGGACACAAUCCAGCUCCCUCUGUUGAUGAGUUUGUUUUCAUCGUUGGUGACUGCAGAGGUUGCUAAUGCAUUUGCCCAACUGAAAAUAUGAGUGGUACUCAAGCCCUUGACCAGAGAAUCCUGCAGCAAUUAGCUGAGUUCUUGAAUAUCUUUGAGAUUCUGAAAUCUCAACUAUGCAUUUCCCCCCAAGUGGGAAAUCAGAAGACAACAGAGUGGAGAACCAAAUGGAAGUCCUGGAGCAGCCCACAAAAUUUGCUGCAAAUUACUCCAACGUAGUGAAUCCUGUAUAAUCUGUCGCACUGCAGCACUUAUUUCUAA
This is a messenger RNA of Hypanus sabinus (Atlantic stingray), 5277 nucleotides long. RefSeq lists its product as uncharacterized. NCBI's taxonomy places the organism in Eukaryota, Metazoa, Chordata, Chondrichthyes, Myliobatiformes, Dasyatidae. Gene Ontology annotation, biological process: cell-matrix adhesion. The record is from RefSeq and is a predicted model, not a curated record. Bases 1 to 4818 code for a protein of 1605 amino acids. Gene Ontology annotation, cellular component: cell surface. The transcript is spliced from 36 exons.